AAACAUACAGCUUUUUGUAAGUGAAUAAUGCACCACAGAUAUCAGAAGAGCAGAGUGCUUACUCCGGAAGAACCAGCAGCAACCCUACUUGUUAUGACUUCAAACUUCUGCCACUUCCCGGCACAAAUGCAUUUAUUAUCGCGAAGCAGCCAAGAAUAGGUUGUAGUUGGGGCAUGCAGCAAACUUGUAUCUGUUCAAAAGUGGUGCCUAAAUGUAUGACUACUUGGAACAGGUUUAGCUGUGAAUGCCCUUGUAGUGAACCAAACCCAUUCUUUCAUCCAUGUGUCAACAAAUACUUAUUUCUGAACAAUGCUGCACCCCCAUGUACACCUGAGAAUCAUGAAUUAACAUCAGUAACUACAAUAAGAACAGUUGUAUCUUCCCUUCCCAAUUGUUAUGAUGCAACAUUUAUACUAAGCUCCUUAUCACCUGCAAUUACAACUCCAGCACCAGGAAAGACUCCUUUGUCAAGAACUAUCGGAUUAUCUGUUGGAAUUCCACUUGCAAUAUUGUUUUUAUCAAUUUUAUGUUUCUGGUGCUGUAAACCAAGCAAGAAAAAAAAGAUUGCUCAGCCGCCUGCCUACAAUGAAGCAAUCAAUGAUCAACCAGCUGUAAGUCCAGCUUAUGUUUCUGGAAAUUAACCAGCUUUACCUUUGCCUGAAGUUCAAGGGAUACAGAACCAUGAAGGGUGUAAUAAACAUACUAAUAUGGCUUAAAAUCUUGUUGACACACAUACAUUUUAGUGGUGUUACGAUACCAAUUGCCUGAAGUUCAAGGGAUACAGAACCAUGAAGGGUGUAAUAAACAUACUAAUAUGGCUCAAAAUCUUGUUGACACACAUACAUUUUAGUGGUGUUACGAUACCAAUUGUGUUUGUUAGUGUGUACCUUACUAUACUACCUACUUCUUUUAUAGCCAUUGGCUACAGAAUUUCUAAUCAGCAUGUUUAAAAGAUUUGAACAUAUUAUGCUCUGUAAGAAGUGAAAUCCAAGUAAUUUGUUUGUCUAAAAUUUUCAUUUGUUUUUUCAUUUGUUAAAAUUAGUUCAUCUUUAAACGUACUUUUGUAUAUAUAUUCAGUAUUGCGAAGUUCAUAUUUGUACAUUGAUAGUUUUUAAUUUCCAUAUGUAUGGUGUCAUCAUUCUGAUUAUAAACCGAGUUGCUUUUCUGCAAUAAACAACUAAAACCAUCUACUCAAAAAAGGGAACAAGGGAAAAUAUAAAUUCUGCGAGGCCGAACUGCCCAAGCGUAGUAGCGACCCGCGUUGAUUCGCAUGCGAGAGAGUGUUAGAGAAAGGGAAUUUAGAUGUCUGUAUUAAGUAGUUAUUGCAAUUGGCAAUCAGCAGCAA
Ciona intestinalis (vase tunicate) is the source of this 1345-nucleotide messenger RNA. NCBI's taxonomy places the organism in Eukaryota, Metazoa, Chordata, Ascidiacea, Phlebobranchia, Cionidae. The record is from RefSeq and is a predicted model, not a curated record.